AUGAGCCAUCAUACCAAUGAGAGGGAGUUUAAAAUAAGCCAUCAUACCAGCGAGAGGGAAAUUAAAAUGAGCCAUCAUACCAGUGAGAGGGAGUUUAAAAUAAGCCAUCAUACCAAUGAGAGGGAGUUUAAAAUAAGCCAUCAUACCAAUGAGAGGGAGUUUAAAAUAAGCCAUCACACCAGGGAGAGUGAGUUUAAAAUAACCCAUCAUACCAGUGAGAGGGAGUUUAAAAUAAGCCAUCGUACCAGUGAGAGGGAGUUUAAAAUAAGCCAUCAUACCAGCGAGAGGGAGUUUACAUUAAGCCAUCAUACCAAUGAGAGGGAGUUUAAAAUAAGCCAUGAUAUCAAUGAGAGGGAGUUUAAAAUGAACCAUCAUACCAGUGUGAGUGAGUUUAAUAUGAGCCAUCAUACCAGUGAGAGGGAGUUUAAAAUAAGCCAUCAUACCAGUGAGAGAAAGUUUGAAUAA
Messenger RNA from Dreissena polymorpha, 465 nucleotides. Its product is annotated as transcription initiation factor TFIID subunit 1-like. NCBI's taxonomy places the organism in Eukaryota, Metazoa, Mollusca, Bivalvia, Myida, Dreissenidae. The transcript has a single exon. The record is from RefSeq and is a predicted model, not a curated record. Bases 1 to 465 code for a protein of 154 amino acids.